Molecule: messenger RNA, 1423 nt
Organism: Gasterosteus aculeatus aculeatus (three-spined stickleback)
Lineage: Eukaryota; Metazoa; Chordata; Actinopteri; Perciformes; Gasterosteidae
Product: gamma-aminobutyric acid receptor-associated protein
Source: RefSeq, a predicted model, not a curated record
UAGGAAAACAGCUGUGGCGUGCUAGAAAGCUAGUUAGCAUCGUUUGUUUUUGUCGUGUGUGACAGCGAUUUCUGAGCAGUUCCUCCGACAAGAUCGCAAUCGCCCAACCUCGGAGAGACCGACUCGCUGUCUGUCAUCUCGUUUAAAGAUGAAGUUCCAGUACAAAGAAGAGCACCCUUUUGAGAAAAGGCGGUCCGAGGGCGAGAAAAUAAGGAAGAAGUAUCCGGACAGGGUACCCGUAAUUGUGGAGAAAGCCCCCAAAGCCAGAAUAGGCGAUCUGGACAAGAAGAAAUAUCUCGUCCCCUCCGACCUGACAGUGGGACAGUUUUACUUUCUCAUCCGGAAAAGAAUCCACUUGCGAGCGGAGGAUGCUCUCUUCUUCUUUGUAAACAACGUCAUUCCACCCACCUCAGCAACCAUGGGACUGUUGUACCAGGAGCAUCACGAAGAGGACUUUUUCCUCUACAUUGCCUACAGUGAUGAGAGCGUGUACGGGAGCAGCCAAAGGGAAAUCUGACCCCGCUACCAUCCCCCUCCAACCACUACCCACCUUUCUGAGACCUCCACCAUUCAUUUAAAUAUUAAAUCCAGCUAAGCAGCCUAGAGUUAUCGGAGUGGAAAUGUCAGAUGCACUUUCGCCACCUAUACAUUACCCCUCUCCCUUCCAUUUAUGUUCUCAUUAUUCUGCAGUCUGAAUUGUAUUUGCCUCCUCUUCUUUUUUUCAGUAGUGUCUUGGGUUAAGUGCCCUUGUGGCCAGUUCUUUUUCUAGUGUAGUAUUUGUACAUCCUACUUUACUGAAAAAACUGAGAACCAAUUAAAAAAAAAUAAAAGAAAAAAAUGUUUGAAUUGGGCUAUAAAAUAUAAUCACCCCAGAGUUAUAAUCCUGGUCAUUUCCCCGCUGCGGGACCUAUAAAGGAUUGCUAUUUUAAGGGAAGAAAGGUAUGCAAGUUCAAAUCCGCUCUCUUAUUGAGAAGAUCGAUUUAUUGUUUAGUCCGCUUGUAGGGGUUUAAAGUGUACCUAGAGUUUAGUUUAUUCCAGCUGAAGGUUCCCAACGGAGUAAAAGGAUAACUGUUUUGCAGCAGUUCUUUUCCUAGAAAGAAAAAAAGAAAGUGUCUGGCUGUUUCUAUAGAACUCCCCAAUCACUGAAGUAUGUGAAUGAGAAUUGUGUGACCUAAGUGAGGAGUAGAAUAGAAUUCAGACUAACAAUCAUUCUCCGCUUUCAGUGGUGAGACUUAUGUUGACUGCUACUAUGAUUGUUGAUGUUGUUAAUUUUAGAUGGCUUAUUUUCUAAAAGGUAUUGUAAAGCUGAGUAAUUUUCUUUUUUUUUAAGUUUGUCUUAAAGAUUUGAACUCUGUAUACAGCUGCGUUGCUGGCUCUUUCUCUCCACUUAUGACCAUACAUGAUAAAAUGUGACUAAAAGCUC